AUGUCGCACCUUGGUAUUCUAAGCCCCGUGGAGAAGGUGAUGCGCUAUCUGCGGAUCAAUCCUGUGCCGGAGGGAGGAGAUGAGUUGGUCCGUUGGAUAGUGGGGUACAAGCAGCUUCAGGAUCUGUACCUCGCCCAUCGAGGGAACCACCCCACGGAGCCGCAUGCUGAGGAGCUGGCGACCGCAGUGAAGGACGCUAUGAGAAGUGUGAUCUAUACCGCGACCGACCCACCGAGAGGAGCGCUGUCUGAAAUGAAGCGUCGCGCGCCACGGCCCGAGGCUGCAACACACCAGCAGAAGGUCGCACCGAUCGUGGCCCUCGACGGAGCAGUCGUGAAGUUCGGACCACCGGGACCACCGGGGAGGAAGGUGAAAAUAGUCAAACAGGUAGCCCCUUCUGCCAACGCAGAUUCAGAGCCAAUGAGGAGGGAAGCGAGUGGAAAGCGAAAGGCUACGGACAUGGAGGAGGGCGAGAUUGGGGAAGGCUCCGCGCAGCAUCCGAGCAGAGGCGGGGGCGUCGGAGUGUGCACGGUGCCUCGAAACCAACUGGCAUGUUCGUGGAACACGGGAGAGCGGCGAUAUGUUACAUCUGACGGCUCACACAAUCCAGGCCACGCGAAGCGACAGCGUGUCGAAGUGCUGGGGCCGUCUAAACCGACGGUUGAUGAGGAGAACGGGGUGCAAGCGGCUCCCAAUGCAGGCGUCACGCAUGGGGGACCCGCGGAGGUCGAGCACACGGCGACGUCGACGGAUGGACCCUCCGUGACCUUGGCUCCGGGAGUCGAAACGGGCGAGGAGGAGACAGCUGGCCGUCCUGAAGAGGAGAAGGGUGACACGGCGGUGGAAGCCCCACAAGAUACUGGAGAAGACGCGGAAGGCCGCGAGAGCCCACAGCCGUCUGACCGCACCAAACGCCCUCGUCGCAGCCGUUCCGAGACAGCGGCCGUGGGCGGCGGUCGACAUACUGUCCAAAACGACGACGUCUUGCAAGAUAUCCCGGGGGACGAAGAAGGACGAGGGCGAGUCAGCAUCCCCAAGCCGGAGGUCCUGGAGUAUCAGGCCGAGGGUUUGCGCGCGUACAUCGCAACGUUGGACGAGGCGGAGGAGUUGGCAAGUGAUCGCAGUCAGCCCGGAUCGCCGAGCACAAGACUGGCGGUGGAAGGUCAAUCGUCGAGGAAGGGCGGGAAAGAAACCAGCGACGAGGACUGGACAGAGAACGAUGAAGCCCAGCCCUGGGAAGGGUCAGACGACUCACCUUCGUCGUCGGAUCCAUGUGAGCCGCUUUCAGACGAAGGUUCUGGGGCGGAGGUCGACUCCGGAGAGGGAGGAGAAGACUCGGACGGGGUCCAGGAACAUCUUCGAAUGAGCGAGACCACGGGAAACGACCGGCGCGUUCAAGAUGUGGACCCCAGCGCAACAUCUGCGGUCGAUGUCUCCGCUCUCGCGCGAGUCAUGAAGGCGCGGCUUGUCGUGUGUGAUCAAUGCCUCGCGCCCGGGUCAUCUGCUCGAAGGUGUACUUUCGAACCGAGGAGUAGCGUCGCGUGUGGGAACUGCGUCAAGGCUCAGUGCGACUGCACUUUCCAGGGUCUUUCGUUGGUGCCGGGUGUUCGCUCCAUUGCGACGCCGCCCGACAAUGAACCCUCGAGUGUCGUGACAGUGCCUCGGCCUGCGACAUUUGGAUUAGCUGUGACACAGGGGCGGCACUCCGACGUCCAUCUUCCGCCCCUCAAGCGCAAGCGGCCUCAAUCGGCCACCGCCCCCCGCAUCCCAAGAGAGUACGACAGACGCAUGCGUCUUCGGAUGCGCAGGGCAUAUCCUCGAUCGGCCACGGGGUUGGCUGGUGACGAGACCCGCGAGGAUGCCCUCAGGCGGUACGUCGCGAAGCAUACGAUGAAGCUGGAGAUGCUUGAGGGGCAACUCGCACGUGCCAAUGUUGCGCUUUCCGCGGCGAAGGAGAAGGAGGCAACGCUGAAGAGGAACCUCCGUGACUGUGAGCGCCGUAUAGCCGAACUGGGAUACGAUAACGACGAGUACUAUCCGUUACCGACAUCCAAGCCGACCAGUGAAGUCGACACAGAUUGUGGCCCAGCUCACCCCCUAACCGCUCUUCCAACAAUAAUGCCGCCUCACACCAAAGUUGCCACUGGAGGUACCGCAAGCCCGCCGCCACGCCCGCACAUAGCGCACGUCCGAAAGGUGUUGGAUGCGAUUGACAAGAAGGUCUUCGCCGUCGGGACGGUGACAUGGCAAAUCAACGGUCUGAGGCUUCUGCGUGACGCGUUGAUAAAUUACGGAGUGAAAGAGGAUCUGUACAAGGACAGGACAGCAUGGAAGGCCAAGGGCGACAAGGAGAACAUCGGGGAAGCGGUGAAGGCGUUUGCGACCGCGAUGGCUAACCAGAAGCAACCGAAGGAAGUCGACCACUGGAUUGAAAAGCACUGGUCAAGUUUGAAGUCGCCCGCCAAUGCAAUUCCCGUGCUUCCAACACGGUUCGAAUUCGACGAGAAGGAUAUAGGUAACGACAAAGGGGUACUCGGAAAGGCGAAGACUGUGCGAGUCAGCGAGGACUCGCAAGCCGGUGGGGGAAAGCCUGAGAAGCCCGGGUGGGUCUGCGCCGAAGCGGUCCACGGCAAAUGCGACGGGGAAGAGAGAGGUCAUCGCGGAACAGGCGCGAAGCCGCCUUCAAGCCGGACAAAAGGCCACCUCAAAUGCGAGGAAUGCAAGAGGCGGCGCAAAGGUUGUUUCUUCGACAAUGGGUCACUCAGUGGAUAUAUGAGCAAGCAUCUUAGCGGAUCCACCGCGAGUGAACCGAAGGCUGAUCCGAAGCAACAGAAGAAGGCCGUUACGAGUGACGCCCCCAGUGCCGGUGCCUCGAAAAGCACAGGAUACCCGAAGGCACGGGCGCUGUCGCGCGGAAAGGAACGGGCGACCUCUGAGCGCGACUCGUCCGAGGAACCGCUGAAGACGGGCACGGAGGUGGCGCGGCAUACACCCGUGCAUCGCGCCGAAGUCCGCGUCCCAGGAACGGAUGUCGACCUGAGCCUGUACCGACCUGUUGAGGAGCUGCCUAUGGAUCCAUCGCCAGCGGCUCUGUUGCGACACUACCAGAAGGACCUCAAGCGGGCGGAGGCAGAUGUUGCCGCACAGGUUCACAGGACGGAGCAGCUCCGGGCGAGUGUCGCUGAGGAACGAGAAAUCUUGGACAAAGCGUGGGCGGAACUGUCAGAGCUUGAGGCAGCACGCAAGGCGGGGAAUGCCUAG
This is a messenger RNA of Fomitopsis serialis, 3261 nucleotides long. RefSeq lists its product as uncharacterized. The transcript is spliced from 18 exons. The coding region runs from base 1 to 3261 and encodes 1086 amino acids. NCBI's taxonomy places the organism in Eukaryota, Fungi, Basidiomycota, Agaricomycetes, Polyporales, Fomitopsidaceae. The record is from RefSeq and is a predicted model, not a curated record.